Pygocentrus nattereri (red-bellied piranha) is the source of this 2359-nucleotide messenger RNA. RefSeq names its product lactamase, beta-like 1b (gene lactbl1b). Lineage: Eukaryota; Metazoa; Chordata; Actinopteri; Characiformes; Serrasalmidae. Bases 468 to 2171 code for a protein of 567 amino acids. The record is from RefSeq and is a predicted model, not a curated record. The transcript has 7 exons.
CAAAACAGCUCCUGGGCUCAGAACGUUCAGCUCUUUCCCACCAGUAGCCACCACAGUGGGGCAUAGCAGGAGCUCCCAUAGCAGCAAACCAGCCUGAAGUGAAUUGAUUUGCAAGGAUUAGGUGAGACCCCUGCUCCGAUGGGUUUUAGCGGAGUAAAUCUUGGGAUUAUGAUGUCAGGCAGUCCGCCGUGGUGGAAGGAGAGGAAAUUGAAUUGCUGGUGCAGCCUCGGUGGCCGGGAUUACGGCAUGACCAGUGCGUAGAGAUGGCGGGACUCAACAGUCUUUGUGGCCAGACGUCCUAGGUUGGGAUAAGCCAAUGAUGCUCAGCAGCCUCGGACAGUAGGAUCCCCGAACAUGGAGAGUCGGCAUAUUAUCUGAUUUGUAGAAGCAACUCAAGAGGGAAUAUACAUGGUUUUAAUGUGCCCAGUCCAGCAGCUGCCAUAGAAAGCCUUACCAAGAGCAGCAGGAUGAAGGUGAAGUGGACUCAUCUGGGUCUGGUCUUCUUCCUAAUGCUGUCCAUCAUCAUGACCGGCUGCUUUCUCUGGCAGUAUCACCUACCAAAGCUAAUGCCAGAUGAAGCUUCGGGGAAAAACUCCAGAUCCGAGAAGAUGUGUCCUCGUUUUCCUGAGCCCACUCCACUGGAGCAUCCCAUCCCUUACCUGAAGGAGGCGCUGGAGAAAGUGGACGCUUUACUCCGGCAGAGUGUCAACCCCAUCGGCCUCCCUGCGAUGUCUGCCAUCGUUAUUUACAACGACACUGUGCUGUGGACGGGAAACUUCGGCAAGAGGAACGGGAGCGACCCCAAUUCAGCGCCUCCAAACGAGUACACCAUCUACAGGAUUGCUAGCCUGUCCAAGAUUUUCCCCACUCUGAUGCUCUAUCGUCUGUGGGAGGAUGGUAAAGUGGCCUCGUUGGAUGAUCCGUUGGAGAAAUAUGUGGAGAAUUUCACCAUCAAAAACCCGCUGGGCAAGAGCAAAGACUCGGAGUUGAAGUAUGUAACCGAUGGCCUGAUCUUUCUGGACAGUGGUGAGGUCCAGAUCCGCUCGUCCUCCGUCACUCUGCGGAGAAUGGCCAGCCAGCUCUCCGGUUUGCCUAGACGACUUCGGGCCACCAACCUGCUGUGGAAAGGCAAGACUCAAGCUGCGAUCAGUCUUCUACAGGAUGAUGUGCUGGUUGCGGAUCCAGGAACCAAAUGUCACUACAGCAACUUGGCUUUCUCCUUGUUGGCUCAUGUCCUGGCGGAGAGAGUGGCGCGAGUGAGCUACCAGCGCUGGAUUUCCGACAACAUCCUGGACCGGCUGGGGAUGGAGGACACUGGCUUCGACAUCACCCCCAGCGUUCAGGGUCAGAUGGCCGUCGGCGUUUACGUCAGCGGACAGCCCGCACCACUUUACGACCUUGGCUGGUAUCGCCCCUCGGGGCAGAUGUACUCCACGGCAGCUGACCUGGCCAAGCUGGCCAUGACACUUCUGGGAGCUUAUCACCGGAAGCUUCUGGAGCCAGACACGCUGAAGAUAAUGCUAACUCCCCUGUUCCGCUGCGAUAAGGACUAUUUUGCGAACCGCACAGGAACACCAUGGGAGGUCAACGAGCAGCUCGGCUACGAGAUGGUCCGAAAAGACGGCGACCUGGACGGCUAUUCUGCCACUUUCUCCUUGGUUCCUCGCCUCAAGCUCGGCUUGGUCGUCUUAAUGGCUGGAAGCAGGCCUCAAAACCAGGACAUAGUGGCCAAGGCGUAUUCGUACAUCAUUCCGGCCAUGGAGAGAGCCUUCCGAGAUGCCAAACGGGUUCUCGUUCCUCCACCAAAUCCUGCACCAUAUGUGGGCUUCUACACGUACGGCAACAUCACCUUCUAUGAGAUCAAAGCAGGGCCAGGUGGAGUCCUCAUCAUGCAGCAGUUUGGCCCUCAAAUCGAAGACCUUAUUCCUGAGAGAUAUCGGACCAUAAAGCUGAACUACCUGGUGGAUCGAGUCUUCAGGGUUGUGUUCGAGAAAGAGUAUCCCUGUGUCUUACACGUAGGCUCCGCCUCUGUCUCCUUAGAAGCCCAGGAUGGGCAGCUGUUCAAUUUCUAUGUGUUUGAUAAAAGAGGGAUUUCGCCUGGUUUUGACGCCCCAGGUCUGAACACUUACAACGUGGUCCGAAUAGCUCGAAGGCCCACGUUUUCUAACUGAGGUCUCAUAAAGUGGACAAUGUGCAGCAAACGAGCUGAAAAGAACUGAAAAACUACAACUACACCGCACAACGUUUCCUGGCAAGUGAAAGAACCUUAAAUAUAAGCCAUGUAGUCGACAUUUCCCAUUAUGGGAAUGUUAUAAGAAUAUUCCAAGAUUAUCAAACCUAUUUCUAGACAUUUGUACUU